ACGGGACGAAAGCAAAAAGCAAAACAAAACACACUCGCAAAGAUUACGGUGCGUUCCGCUCGUAUGGAAGACAGAAUUUGAACCGUAAAUUUUACCCGAUUGAAUAUACAAACAAAACCAUGAAUAGCAUUGGUGAUAAUUGUACCGAGUUGAAAAAGAAGUACGACACCUGCUUCAACCAGUGGUUCUCGGAGCGGUUCCUCAAGGGAGAAAAGGACGAUUCCAUGUGUUCGCCGCUGUUCAAAGUUUACCAGCAGUGUGUGAAGGAUGCAAUGAAGGCCCAGAAGAUUGAGUUCAAAGAAAUCGAAAGUGACGUACUGGGAACGGACAGGGAGCAGAAAGUUCCGCCAAAAGCUGCAGGCGGUAGCAGCAGCAGCUGACCCUAGAUCGGCGAAAGUUCGCCGAAAUAGUUACCGAAACAUACCAAUCAAACAAUUCCGCUGCGCGGUGAUGGGAUGUUCCAGCUGUCGUGGGCAACUUUUACAAGCAAACAAGUGUGAUAUUAGAUGUUGGCUUGUUUUUGUGGCGGAGCUGGCGUUUUUUUAACCCGAGAAUCGAAUAAUUUCGAAGCAGCAGCAAGGGUGCGAUUUGACCUAUUCCUCUAGUCGACAGCUACUAUCAACUAUCAUGAUAAUGUUCAAAGCAGUUUAAUUUUUAGAUGAACGGUGUUUUUUACGUUUUGAGAAUAAAACCGAUCGUUUUAUUAUUUGGAGUUAUUCGACGUAAGGAAUUUGCCCUUAAGUAACCGAUUGUUUAGAUAGUUCUAUCUAGUUUUGCGGGGUACUAUAAUAAAAGUGGUAUUUGUUGUAA
Molecule: messenger RNA, 810 nt
Organism: Topomyia yanbarensis
Lineage: Eukaryota; Metazoa; Arthropoda; Insecta; Diptera; Culicidae
Product: TP53-regulated inhibitor of apoptosis 1-like
Exons: 2
Coding region: 120-380 (86 amino acids)
Source: RefSeq, a predicted model, not a curated record